AUCAGGCUGUGCCUCCGUUUCCUGUUGAAUCUGCUUGACCAGAGACGAUAUCACACUUUCAGUUCACUCUCAAUGGGAGAAGCACCAUGGAUUUGAUAAUUACCGUCAUUCUUUUCUGUUCAGUGCUAAAAGCUGCAGUCGGCUUUAAUGUUGAUUCAGGUUCUUGGAAAACCCUGAGUCACUCUGAUGAAAGUUUUGGCUACCAGGUGGUGCAAAGACAAUCAGAUCUGCUUGUCAGCGCCCCACGACUGCAGUAUGAAAAUAAUAAAACGGGACGGAUAUUUCAGUGCUCAACAGACGGCUAUUGCAGCAAUCUGCCUGCUUUAGAGCAAAGAGCUGCUGUCAACAUGUCUCUUGGUUUGGCGAUGGCAUAUGAUCCUUCAACACAAAACACAAUGGUCUGUGGUCCAACCAUUCCCAGAGACUGCGCAUCUAUCGCCAUGUACAACGGUUUGUGCUUUGAGAUCGAUUCAAAUAAUACAUUUGUGAAGUCUUACCCGCCUGCAACUGAAGAGUGUACAAGCCGAGCUGACAUUGCAUUUCUGCUGGAUGGCUCAGGCAGUGUAUCCAGUCAAGAUUUCAGCAGAAUGAAAGAAUUUGUGAAAAAUCUGAUCAGAACAUUCCUGGACAGAGAUACACAGUUUGCCAUCACCCAGUUUUCUUAUUCUCCAACAACACAUUACUACUUUAACACUUUUAGAUCUUUCAACUGGGAAUCUCAAAUUAACCAUAUCCGUCAAUUUAGUGGAGGAACAUAUACAGCUGGAGCCAUACAAAAUGUUGUAGAUGACGUCUUCUCACCACAAAGGGGUUCCAGGUCAAAUGUGAAAAGGAUUCUGAUCGUCAUUACAGAUGGGGAGUCUCAUGAUCGCCAAAACUUACCAGCAGCAACACAAUCAGCUGAUCAAAAAAACAUUCUUCGAUUUGCUAUUGGGGUGGGGAACGCAUUCACAAGUACAAGUGCAAAACAAGAGCUCAGAAUAAUUGCAUCUCAACCUGAUGACGGUUUUGUGUUUCAAGUGGGAAGCUUUGAUGCUCUUGACAAAAUACGGGACAACUUGCAGGCCAAAAUCUAUUCCAUUAAAGGACCUCAAGGUGAUGGAGAGAUACUGAAACAGGAAAUGUCUCAAGAAGGCUUCAGAGCAGCUUAUGUGUCUGGGGUAAAUAAUGUCAAGUAUAUUCAGAUGACUGUAGUUGGUACUGACAAGUGGAGAGGAGGCUACAAGAAAUACCAACUUGGUGCUGAUUUAAAACCAGUCUCAUUUGAGCCAAUGUCCAUUGAGCCUAACAGUUACCUUGGUUAUUCCAUGGCUGUUGCUAAAACAAAUGAUGGUCCUCUGACAAUUCUUGGUGCUCCAAGAAAUCAACACAAAGGAGUUGUUAUGACAGCUUUCAAUGAACAACUGAGAGAUCAAAUCAGACCCUUUGAAUCACAGACUGGUGAAUAUUUUGGGGCUGAGGUUUGUGCCAUGGAUGUGGAUUCUGAUGGUGUGACUGAUCUAAUCCUCAUAUCCUCUCCGAUGUACAAAGACGUUGAUAGAGAAGGACGUGUUUAUGUCUGUGAAUUAAGUCGUUUGAGUGUGGUUUGUUAUUUUGAUAAUCCGUCACAAAUAACCGCACUAAGAGGUGAUGUGUCCGUCAGAGGGAGGUUUGGGUCGUCUCUUGCUGUUCUGCCUGAUAUAAAUGCAGAUAAAUUCAAUGAUUUGGCCGUUGGAGCUCCUUUGGAGAAUGAUGGCCAAGGCAGCAUCUACAUAUUCCGAGGAGAAGGAAGAGGAAAAAUAAAUCCUACUUACUCACAGAGAAUUGCUGCAUCUGCAGUCCAAUCAGGCCUGAAGUCAUUUGGCAUCUCAAUCAGUCAGUCUUCCUACGAUCAGAGUGGUGAUGGACUUCCUGACUUAGCAGUGGGUUCAAAGGGAAAAGUUGUCAUACUCAGAUCCAGACCAGUUGUAACAGUGACUGCCACUGUGUCGUUCGACCCAGAUCUGAUCCCAACUCAAAACCCAGACUGUUCAAAACCACUGCCAAGCAAUGCUACUCUCUGCUUUACUAUGAGCAAACUGUCCAAUGUGAAUGAAGCUCAAGCACAGGUUAAUUUCACUUUAACUUUGGACGCAAAUCGUAAGAUACCAAACAACCGAGCUGAGAUCAGCAAGGAUGUGAGGCACAAGAGUGGAUCACUUAAUCUUAAUUUAAAUACAAAAGAAUGCACUGAUGUGGACUUUUUUAUUGAGUCUUGUCCAGAAGAUGCUCUCAACCCACUCAAUAAUGAGCUCAGAUUCAUGUUUGAUGGUUUGUCUUCUGGCUCAAACCCCAGACCAAGCCUUUCUCCACAGGUUAAAACCACAACAUUUCAUCCUCUUGGCUUUGAGAUCAGAUGAGGAGCUGAUGAAGUGUGUGAAGAUAAUUUGAAGAUGGAUUUAAACUUCAGCAAGCUGGAUUUUUCAUAAGCAAGGACAACAAUGUGAUGAGCGAAAAUGCAGGAGGAGAAGCUGUAUCUGAAGGACGGACACUCAGACAGGGACAUUUAUAAUAAUUAUAGUUUCUAUGAAAUUUAACUGAUGGCCUUUUAAUUUAUUGAAUGGGCCAAACACAAUGUGUGUUUUCCAGAUCAUUCCCUGCUAAUUGCUACAUUGAAAUGCAAACUAUCUGGUAAAAAUGUAGUUUCUCUUUAUUCU
Molecule: messenger RNA, 2675 nt
Organism: Poecilia latipinna (sailfin molly)
Lineage: Eukaryota; Metazoa; Chordata; Actinopteri; Cyprinodontiformes; Poeciliidae
Product: integrin alpha-D-like
Exons: 20
Coding region: 87-2378 (763 amino acids)
Biological process (GO): integrin-mediated signaling pathway; cell adhesion mediated by integrin; cell-matrix adhesion
Cellular component (GO): integrin complex; external side of plasma membrane
Molecular function (GO): integrin binding
Source: RefSeq, a predicted model, not a curated record